UUUGGGUUGCUUUAAACGUAUAAUUGAAGCCUUGGCUUUAGGCUUUUAAAGCAGGCCUCACUUUGCUUCUUCUGCCACUUCUGAAAAUGAUAAUGCCCAACGCUUUUUCCAGUACAAUUUGGCCCUGCCAUUCUUUUUCCCCUUUCCACAAAAGUCCCCACUCCUCCCCCUUCCUUCACUGCCAAAAUCUUGCACACACAAACUAAUUCCAAAUUCCAUACCAUCAAGGAGUAGAGGGUCCGGGCGGACCCCGCUGGACUGGGAUUCAAGAAUGAGAAUAGCGGUGAGCGCCGGCAGGGGGCUGGCCCACCUCCACAUCUCCGGCAAGGUGGUUCACGGCAACAUCAAGUCAUCCAACGUCUUGCUCCGCCCCGACCACGACGCCUGCAUCUCCGACUUCGGCCUCAACCCUCUCUUCGGCACCGCCACGCCGCCCAACCGGGUCGCCGGAUACCGUGCCCCGGAGGUCCUCGAGACCCGCAAAGUCACCUUCAAAUCCGACGUCUACAGCUUCGGCGUUCUCCUUCUCGAGCUCUUGACCGGAAAGGCCCCCAAUCAGCACUCCCUCGGAGAGGAAGGAAUCGACCUUCCCCGCUGGGUCCAGUCCGUCGUCCGGGAAGAAUGGACCGCCGAGGUGUUCGACGCCGAGCUCUUGCGAUUCCACAACAUUGAAGAAGAGAUGGUUCAGUUGCUGCAGAUCGCAAUGUCGUGCGUUUCCACGGUCCCCGAUCAGCGUCCGGCCAUGCCCGAAGUUGUACGGAUGAUCGAGGAUAUGAACAGAAGCGAGACCGACGACGGCUUGCGCCAGUCCUCCGAUGACCCUUCCAAGGGCUCCGACGUCAACACGCCGCCGGCGGAGUCGAGAACCCCACCAAGAGUCAUCACACCAUAGAAAAAGACUCGUCUGUGAAAAUGAAUUUUCUCGGGAAACAAACAGGCGUUAAGGGCUCAGAAGAUGGUGAAUGUUGGUGGGGCCUCCUUCAAAAUGUGCAUAAAAAAGGGAAAUUCAGUGAUUGAGGGAGGGGAGUGGUCCAAUUCUUCCAAUUCCCUUUGUAUUUCUUCAAGUUAUUUUAUUUUUAUUUUUAUUAAUUUGGUUUCUUUUUUUUUUUUUUUUAAUUUUUAGUUUGCAAUGAUUUUACUAGAUGGGGAGGGAAAAUGAAAUCUGUAUCAGGAGUGAUUGGGAUGUGGCAUGGAAGAUGGUGGUUGGAAAACUUGGGAGUUGGCCUUGUGGUCAAAAGAGAUUUUUAUUUAUUUUAUUUGAAUUUCUCAUUCUUA
This is a messenger RNA of Momordica charantia (bitter melon), 1275 nucleotides long. NCBI's taxonomy places the organism in Eukaryota, Viridiplantae, Streptophyta, Magnoliopsida, Cucurbitales, Cucurbitaceae. The record is from RefSeq and is a predicted model, not a curated record.